Messenger RNA from Myiozetetes cayanensis, 1364 nucleotides. RefSeq names its product cell division cycle 37, HSP90 cochaperone (gene CDC37). The record is from RefSeq and is a predicted model, not a curated record. Lineage: Eukaryota; Metazoa; Chordata; Aves; Passeriformes; Tyrannidae. The transcript has 8 exons. Gene Ontology annotation, molecular function: heat shock protein binding; protein-folding chaperone binding; protein kinase binding. Gene Ontology annotation, biological process: protein folding; protein stabilization. The coding region runs from base 31 to 1164 and encodes 377 amino acids. Gene Ontology annotation, cellular component: cytoplasm.
CGGGCGGGGGCCGCAGGGAGGGCGGCGGCCAUGGUGGAUUACAGCGUGUGGGACCACAUCGAGGUCUCGGACGACGAGGACGAGACCCACCCCAACAUCGACACCGCCAGCCUCUUCCGAUGGCGGCACCAGGCCCGUGUGGAGCGGAUGGAGCAGUUCCAGAAGGAGAAGGAGGAGCUGGAUAAGGGGUGCCGGGAGUGCAAGCGCAAACUCGCCGAGUGCCAGAGGAAGAUGAAGGAGCUGGAGCUGGCGGAGCCGGGCGGGGGGAAGGGGGAGCUGGAGAAGCUCCAGGCCGAGGCCCAGCAGCUGAAGAACGAGGAGAGGAGCUGGGAGAACAAGCUGGAGGAGCUGAGGAAGAAGGAGAAGAACAUGCCCUGGAACGUCGACACCCUCAGCAAGGACGGCUUCAGCAAGAGCGUUUUUAACGUGAAGCCCGAGGAGAAGGAGGAGACGGAAGAGCAGAAGGAGAAGAAGCACAAAAGCUUCGUGGAGCGAUACGAGAAGCAGAUUAAACACUUUGGGAUGCUGAGGCGUUGGGAUGACAGCCAGAAAUACCUCUCGGACAACCCUCACCUGGUGUGUGAGGAGACAGCAAACUACCUGGUCAUCUGGUGCAUCGACCUGGAGGUGGAAGAGAAACACGCGCUGAUGGAGCAGGUGGCCCACCAGACCAUCGUCAUGCAGUUCAUCCUGGAGCUGGCCAAGAGCCUCAAGGUCGACCCCAGGGCUUGUUUCCGGCAGUUCUUCACCAAAAUUAAGACUGCAGACCAGCAGUACCUGGAGGGCUUCACGGAGGAGCUGGAGGCGUUCAAGGAGCGGGUGCGGGGCCGGGCGCGGGCGCGGCUGGAGAAGGCCCUGCGGGAGUACGAGGAGGAGGAGCGGCAGAAGCGCCUCGGGCCCGGCGGCCUCGACCCCGUGGAUGUCUACGAGUCCCUGCCCCCCGAGCUCCAGAAAUGCUUUGAUGUCAAGGACGUUCAGAUGCUGCAGGACACGAUCAGCAAAAUGGACCCCACCGAGGCCAAGUACCACAUGCAGCGCUGCAUCGACUCGGGGCUCUGGGUCCCCAACGCCAAGGGGGGGGACGGGGCAGAAAAAGGCUCAGGAGAGGCCGUUUAUGAGGAGAUCCAGAAGGAAAACGGCGCCCAGGACAAAGGAAAACCCUGAAUGGGGGGGGAGCCCGGAAAAAGGGCAGAAAAAGGGCGGAAAAAGGGUCAGAACAACCCCCCUCAACCCCCCCCCCCCCAUUGGAAAAGCAGCAAAACCCGGCAGGGAGGGGGAGGGGAAGGUUCUGCCCCCUUCCCUCCCCCACUCCCCACACUCCUGCUCUCCCCCCACCCCCCAAAAUCCCUCCCCUCCCCAAAUCC